AUGUUCAAAUUUGUAGUAUUGUCAGCCGCUUUAAUUGCUGGAGGAUUUGGCAAUCCUCUAAGCAAAAAUGAAUUUUCUUAUGAAAAUAAGGAUACUAUGUAUUUUCCUGACAGUCGAGGAAAUUUGUAUCUGAUCAAUUUAAAAGGAGCUGAUGAUCCUUCUAAUAGGGCUACUGAGAAACCAGUCAUUUUCAAUUUAUUCACAAGGUCAAACCCAGACACUGCCCAGGUUUUGGUAUUGGGUGACAAAGAAAAUUUGAAAAAUUCCAAUUUUAAUCCUGCUCAUCCUACAAGAUUUACAGUACACGGUUGGAUGUCUGAACAAGACAAUCCUUUUAACAGUAUCAUACGUGAAGCUUACCUUGAACAAGGAGAAUUCAACGUAAUCGUAGUAGAUUGGACUGCAUCUUCCAACACCAUCAACUACAUCAGUGCAGUAAACGCCGUGACUCCAACUGCCUUAAAAGUUGCCGAAAUGAUCGACUUUUUUAGCAGAAAAUGCAGGAAUCAAACCAACGAUGUCCACAUGGCAGGACACAGUCUUGGAGCACAUGUUGUUGGAGUUGCUGGAAGAAAUGUAAAGAGUGGAAAAAUCCAUACUGUUGUAGGCUUGGACCCUGCCCUUCCUCUUUUCUCAAUCAGCAACCCCGAAAAACGUAUUGACACAAACAGCGCAGAAUACGUAGAAAUUAUUCAUACUAAUGGUGGAACUUUAGGAUUUUUGGAACCUUUGGGACAUGCUGACUUCUACCCCAACGGAGGCAAAAAACAAGUCGGCUGCGAAAACGACUUUGCUGGCUCUUGUUCCCAUAGCCGUUCAUUCCAAUACUUUACUGAAUCUUUGUCCUCUAAGGCAGCUUUUUGGUCAUGGAAUUGCUUAAGUUAUGAUGAGCUGGUUGAUGGAACUUGCCACGUUAUCAAUGAAAUGAUGCCAAUGGGAACACUCAGAGGAGUUGAAACCAAUCACAAUAAAGCUAAAGGUAUCUUCUUGAACAAAACUAACAAGGAAUUACCAUUUGCAAAAGGACAACCCAUUGGAGAUUCCAGUACCAUUGUUGUUUAG
Molecule: messenger RNA, 1062 nt
Organism: Ctenocephalides felis (cat flea)
Lineage: Eukaryota; Metazoa; Arthropoda; Insecta; Siphonaptera; Pulicidae
Product: pancreatic lipase-related protein 2-like
Biological process (GO): lipid metabolic process
Molecular function (GO): lipase activity
Source: RefSeq, a predicted model, not a curated record